UAGGGGCUUGAUUGUAUACACCUGUGUCCAUGGAGGGGAUUGGAGCACCUGAAUCACAUGAUUGGGAGGGCGGGCCCAAUACCUUUGGCAAUAUAGUGUGUAUAUACAGGGCUUGAUUGUAUACACUUGUGUCCAUGGAGGGGAUUAGAACACCUGAAUCACAUGAUUGGGAGGGGAUUGGAGCACCUGAAUCACAUGAUUUGGGAGGGGAUUGCAACACCUGAAUCACAUGAUAUGGAGGGGAUUGGAAUACCUGAAUCACAUGAUUGGAAGGGGAUUGGAGCACCUGAAUCACAUGAUAUGGAGGGGAUUGGAACACCUGAAUCACGUGAUUGGGAGGGGAUUGGAACACCUGAAUCACAUGAUUUGCAGGGGGGAUUGGAGCACCUGAAUCACAUGAUUGGGAGGGGAUUGGAACACCUGAAUGACAUGAUUGGGAGGGGA
Staurois parvus is the source of this 444-nucleotide messenger RNA. The record is from the annotation of a GenBank genome assembly. Lineage: Eukaryota; Metazoa; Chordata; Amphibia; Anura; Ranidae.